ACGGUGCUUGCUCGACUCUCUCUGCCCACGACGCCCUGUCCCGUUCGCAAGUCCCAAACCCUAACACUACCGAGUCGCGACAACGAGCCAGGAGAGGGCGGUGGCCGGUGGGCGCGGACAGGCGUCGAAGGGCGGCAGUCCGACGGCUUGAAGGCGGAAGGUCUCUUUCUUUGUGAUAUCCUUCUGCUGUUAGCUCCAUCACAAGGAAAAUGGCAAGCAAUGCAGGUGGUGAUGGCAAAGAACCCAUAAAUGAGCAAGUAGUUGCAAAUAUUUAUGCCAAUAUGCGCACCGAAAUGAAUCAACUCUACACAAAGAUCACGGAGCUGGAAAUGGAAGUCAGCGAACACUCUCUUGUGAUUGGCGCAAUCGAGCCGUUGGACCCCACAAGGCGUUGCUACAGAAUGAUAGGUGGAGUCCUAGUUGAGAGGACCAUCAAGGAAGUCUUGCCUGCCGUCCACCGCAACAAGGAGGGCCUUGAAGAGGUUGUUGCCCGUAUGAAGGAAGCGCUGGAGAAGAAAAAGAAGGAGAUCACCGAGUUUGAGCUCAAGUACAAGAUCAGGAUCCGGAAGGGCGACGGCAAUGCCGAGGAAGAGGGCAGCAAGAAGGAAGCCUCCGCGCAGGGUGUUCUUGUUGGGCCUGCCGGCCAGUAGAGCAGAAUGACAGAACAGUGAGAUUUGCAUAGUUAUUUUGCUGGAUAUCAACUGGUGUCAGUUCUUAUUAGUUUUUGGGUGCUAUCAUGCUACGCUUGUGUGGUACUACUGUUGAAUCCUCAUGUGUAAAACUAGAGAUCAUGCUAGAGCAGAACUUUGGUUGGUGACUGCAGAUUUUUCAAAAGUUGCAGCAUGACUUGCACAUCUUUCUGUUGUUGCGCUUCGGAAUUUUCCGUUUGUUGAUGACAUGUUUCAAUUCAAGACGAAUUUUGCCGCUC
Brachypodium distachyon (stiff brome) is the source of this 928-nucleotide messenger RNA. RefSeq names its product probable prefoldin subunit 2. NCBI's taxonomy places the organism in Eukaryota, Viridiplantae, Streptophyta, Magnoliopsida, Poales, Poaceae. Bases 210 to 650 code for a protein of 146 amino acids. Gene Ontology annotation, molecular function: protein folding chaperone. The record is from RefSeq and is a predicted model, not a curated record. Gene Ontology annotation, biological process: protein folding. The transcript has 2 exons. Gene Ontology annotation, cellular component: cytoplasm; prefoldin complex.